AUGCAAGUGGAGAUCUCCAUGCACUAUUGAAAGUUGACAGUUCGGAGGCACUAAUCUGACAGGAGGUCGGUGUGAAAACAAAACACACAACGUUUUUUGGACAUAACAACUGCAGCUGCUUGGGAGGCAAAAAAAAAAGAAACUUUAAUUUCAUCUUAAAGUGGAGGACCCGCAUGAGAGAUUGAUUUUGGAGGACAAAGGCAGACAUCAGGGAGGUGAGUGGCGGGUUUACCCUCAGAGGGGGUAAAAAAAAAAAAAAAAAAAACAUGACUGUAGUGUCCCAGGACAAUAAGGACGAGGCUGUGACUAUCACCCCUUUGUUACGCGAUGCUGCAGACUUGGAACCUGCGGACCAGGAGUGCAGCGAACGGGUGAUCAUCAACAUAUCGGGCCUGCGCUUCGAGACGCAGCUGAAAACACUGUCGCGCUUUCCGGCCACGCUGCUGGGGGAUCCGCGUAAAAGGACGCGCUUCUUCGAUCCGCUGAGGAACGAGUUCUUCUUUGACAGGAACAGACCAAGCUUUGAUGCAAUCCUCUAUUAUUACCAGUCAGGUGGGAGGCUCAGGAGGCCCGCGGGUGUACCUGUGGACAUUUUCCUGGAGGAGCUCAAGUUUUAUGAACUUGGAGAGGAGGCUAUAGAGCUGUACAAGGACGAUGAAGGGUUGCCGAGGGAGGAGGAGCGGCCACUGCCGAACAACACCUACCAGCGGCAGCUCUGGCUCCUGUUUGAGUACCCAGAGAGCUCCGGACCCGCACGCUCCAUCGCCAUUGUCUCUGUUAUGGUUAUUUUGAUAUCUAUUAUUAUAUUCUGCUUAGAGACUUUACCGGAGUUCAGAGAGUUGCCCCCAGAGCCAGAGCAGCACGCAAAUGGAAGCGCAAACAGCAAAGCGCCCAAUCCCUUCACAGAUCCCUUCUUCAUGGUGGAGACGCUUUGUAUCGUGUGGUUCUCCUUUGAGUUCACCAUGAGGUUCCUGUCUUGUCCCAGCAAAGCGGCGUUCUUUAAAAACAUCAUGAACCUGAUAGAUGUGGUGGCCAUCGCGCCCUACUUCAUCACCCUGGGCUUGGAUCUGGCGGAGCAUGAGGGCAGCAGUCAGCAGGCGGCCUCUCUGGCCAUCCUGAGGGUCAUCAGGUUGGUGCGCGUCUUCAGGAUCUUCAAGCUCUCCAGACACUCCAAAGGCCUGCAGAUCCUGGGCCAGACUCUCCACGCCAGCCUUCGGGAGCUGGGGUUGCUCAUAUUCUUCCUCCUCAUUGGAGUUAUUUUGUUCUCCAGCUCGGUUUAUUUCGCUGAAGUUGAAGACCCUGACACGGUUUUUUCCAGUAUACCUGAUGCGUUCUGGUGGGCUGUGGUGACGAUGACCACGGUGGGCUACGGAGACAUGUAUCCCUCCACUAUCGGAGGGAAAUUCGUUGGAUCCUUGUGCGCAAUCGCCGGAGUGCUGACCAUAGCUCUACCUGUUCCUGUCAUUGUGUCAAAUUUCAACUAUUUCUACCACAGAGAGAACGAGGAGGAGGAAAAUGUGCAGUACAUCCAUGUGACCUGUGGGCAGCCGGAGCACCAUCCCUCUUUUGGGGAAACGGAUUCCAUAAAAAGCGACCAGUCUCUCUCCAAAACCGAGUCCUAUCAGGAGAGCGAUGAGCUGGGAAUCCUGACUCAUCCAAACGCAACUCAGCCAGUGAAUUACGCAGGGCAGCUGACAGAUGUGUAAACAGGAAACGAGUUGUUUCUGGAAAGGGACACUAUGUGAUCUUCUGCUGCUGUAGCACAUCUGCAUCUGCUUCAAGGUUCGACAUGUUGGUAUUCAAAGG
Messenger RNA from Cyprinodon variegatus (sheepshead minnow), 1806 nucleotides. RefSeq names its product shaker-related potassium channel tsha2-like. Gene Ontology annotation, molecular function: delayed rectifier potassium channel activity; protein binding. Gene Ontology annotation, biological process: protein homooligomerization; potassium ion transmembrane transport. The transcript is spliced from 2 exons. The record is from RefSeq and is a predicted model, not a curated record. Lineage: Eukaryota; Metazoa; Chordata; Actinopteri; Cyprinodontiformes; Cyprinodontidae. Gene Ontology annotation, cellular component: membrane; voltage-gated potassium channel complex. The coding region runs from base 267 to 1706 and encodes 479 amino acids.